Messenger RNA from Paramecium sonneborni, 792 nucleotides. NCBI's taxonomy places the organism in Eukaryota, Ciliophora, Oligohymenophorea, Peniculida, Parameciidae. The record is from the annotation of a GenBank genome assembly.
AUGAUUUUUUAAAUUUAAUCACUAACAGGUCAUGGUUAAUUUUUGGUAGAGGAACUUAAUAUUUCUGAAUGUUAAUUUGAAUAAUCAAAAGGAUCCCUUGGAGGUGCAUUCCACAUUAUAGCUUAAAAAAAUACGGUAAUUAAUAUUUUGAAUUCUUCUUUUUACAAUUUAUCAACAACCUUUUUUACAAAUAAUGGGGGAGCUUUUUAUUUGGAUGGUACUUCAUCAUUAUCUCUCAUUGUGGGCAUUAUUAAAGUGAAAGUAGAAAAUAUAUUUGCUUAGCAUAACGGAGGUUUCUUGUACUUGAAAAGCCAAAGUUCCUAAAUAUCAAUAAAUAUUAAAGAAAUCAAUUUAAGUAAUGUUUAUGCUAAGAAUGGAUCUUUUGCAUAUCUAAAGUUUUCAUUUUUUUCAAAAUCUUAAAUAGAAGUUUAAAUUAAUAAUAUUUUAUUUAAUAAUAAUAAAAAGGUAUUUAUUGAUUAUUUGAAUCAAUAAAAAUCUUUGUCUCGUUUAGAAGUAUCAUCUCUAUUAAAUAAUCGUUUUUUAUUUUACAUAGAUUCAGCCGCAAAAGUAAUAUCUCAAAAUUUUAAAAUUGAAAAUUUAAUUCUUGAAUCAGCAUUUAUAAUAAAUAACAGUAUAUAUAAACAUAUUGGUUUCUUAAUUGUACAAUAGACAUAGCAUCAUCACCUAUCCAAACUAUGUCAUAUUCAUUAGAUUGCUUUUUAUAAUUAAAUUAAAUUAAAAAAAAUCUUAUAACUUCUUUGUUCAAUUUUGAAAUCCAUUAUGCAAGAAUGA